This is a messenger RNA of Halichondria panicea, 2077 nucleotides long. Its product is annotated as tRNA-dihydrouridine(47) synthase [NAD(P)(+)]-like. Gene Ontology annotation, biological process: tRNA processing. Lineage: Eukaryota; Metazoa; Porifera; Demospongiae; Suberitida; Halichondriidae. Gene Ontology annotation, molecular function: tRNA dihydrouridine synthase activity; flavin adenine dinucleotide binding; metal ion binding. The transcript has 12 exons. The coding region runs from base 317 to 1927 and encodes 536 amino acids. The record is from RefSeq and is a predicted model, not a curated record.
CUGCGCUAACUCGCCACGACUCGCCACGUGGUCGACUUUUCACAAAAAGAAUGCUGAGGAAGGGUCAUUUCUUUUCAAAAAUGGCAUCCCCUUUAGCUGAAACACUCAUGGGUGCAAAUCCCACCAGUAACGAGCCCCAGAAACGUCCGGGAGUAGCUGCUAUAAAAUCAGAUGUCUAUUUUUCAGAUAUGUUGUCAAGCCAUCAGGCGAGCCCAAAAGUACUGAAGCAGGUUCUGCUGAUGACACAGGUUCUGAGCAACCCCCUCCAGCCAAGAAAAGAAGGCGUGGUCAAAACAAGCACCGCCCUCGUCCGGCUAUGCUAGCUACUUCUGACAUGCUUUGCUCACACCUGUACUCCCCUAAUGAAGAUUCCACAACCAAAUGCCCUUUCGGAGACAGGUGUAGAUACAUGCAUGACCUCCAGAGCUUUAUGAAUGCCAAGCCUCCUGAUAUCAGUGAGAAUUGUUACCUCUUCAAGUCAUAUGGAAAAUGUCCAUAUGGCGUAGCUUGUCGAUAUGGAGCUAAACAUUUGACUGUCGAUCUCAAAAACAUUGUCAAUGAAGAUAUAUACGAUUCUACGAGAGCAAAGAGUACAUUCAACGUUCUGUCUAAAGUGCUGCAAGAACAAUUGCGGAAAAGAACAUUUGAGUUUGUGAGGAGUGAAGCACAUCUAGGUCGAAUUAAACAGCCUGUGAGCAAGGAAACCACUGACUCAACACAUGUUAAUAACUUGCAGAGUGCACAGUUAGUAGAAGGUGUACCUGCUCAAGAGGAUUGUGUUGCAGCUCGUUGUACUGUAUCUGAGGAUGUACCGCUGGGUGGAAAGACUGAUGAGGGGGUAAUUAAACUGAGACCAGAUGAAAAGAAAAAGUUUGACAUAAGAGGAAAGCUCUAUCUUGCUCCGUUGACAACGGUGGGUAAUCUUCCGUUCAGGCGUGUCUGUAAAGAACUUGGUGCUGAUGUAACUUGUGGUGAAAUGGCAAUGGCAACCAAAUUAUUGCAGGGUCAGCAGAGUGAGUGGGCUCUUAUUAAGAGACACGAGUCGGAGGACUUGUUUGGUGUGCAAGUAUGUGGGGCUCACAUUGACACGAUGACACGAUGUGCCGAGCUCAUCAAUUCUCAGGCUAACGUAGACUUUGUUGACAUCAACAUUGGCUGUCCCAUCGACAUAGUCUUCAAAAAGGGUGCUGGCUCUGCUCUAAUGGGCCGGGCCACACGGUUUGAGGGUAUAGUGCGAGGUAUGACUGAGGUAUUAGACUUCCCUCUGACAGUGAAGAUGAGAACUGGCAUCUACAGCAAGACUUCAACCGCACAUAAACUUAUUCCUAAGCUCAGAGAUGGAGGAGUGUCUCUUGUGACGCUCCAUGGUCGGUCUCGUGAGCAGCGCUAUACCAAGAUGGCUGACUGGGAGUACAUCAACAGCUGUGCCCUUGCUGCCAGUCCCAUGCCCCUGUUCGGCAAUGGAGAUAUUCUUUCGUUUGAAGACUACAAUCAACAAGUGGCAGGUGGAAACAUUGCUGGGACCAUGAUUGCAAGAGGAGCGCUGAUCAAACCGUGGAUAUUCACUGAGAUCAAGGAACAGAGGCACUGGGAUAUUUCCUCAUCAGAGCGUCUAGAUAUUCUCAGACGUUACGUGAACUAUGGUCUUGAGCACUGGGGCUCAGAUACACAGGGUGUGGAGAAUACUAGGAAGUUUCUGAUGGAAUGGCUCAGCUUUUUGUACAGGUAUAUUCCUGUGGGUGUAUUGGAGACAGUGCCACAACGAAUCAAUGAGCGACCACCAACGUUUGUUGGUCGUGAUGAGCUUGAAACCCUGAUGGCUUCCAGCAAUUGUCAAGAUUGGAUCAAAAUCAGUGAGAUACUAUUGGGCCCAGUCCCUCAGUCCUUCUCCUUCAUGCCCAAGCACAAGGCAAACUCGUACAGCUAGAUGAGUGACUGUAUACAGACUUAAUUGCUUUGUCACGAUGAUUGUGCAAUGAAAAUUCUUCCAAGCAGAACAAUUCACAUAAUAAUAUUAUAGGUACAAUGUGUAAUUACUGGUACAUAAAAUAAAAUAAGAAGCUGUUUGAAAAUACAA